This is a messenger RNA of Acanthamoeba castellanii str. Neff, 837 nucleotides long. Its product is annotated as exosc8 protein. Gene Ontology annotation, cellular component: nuclear exosome (RNase complex); cytoplasmic exosome (RNase complex). The transcript has 7 exons. Gene Ontology annotation, biological process: TRAMP-dependent tRNA surveillance pathway; nuclear polyadenylation-dependent rRNA catabolic process; nuclear mRNA surveillance. The record is from RefSeq and is a predicted model, not a curated record. Lineage: Eukaryota; Discosea; Longamoebia; Acanthamoebidae. The coding region runs from base 1 to 837 and encodes 278 amino acids.
AUGGAGAUCGAAGCGUUUCGAAAGCUGCACCCGGCGGAGUUCUAUCGCAAGUUCUUGGUGCACUCCGUCCGACCCGACGGCCGCAAUCUGUCCAAGGCCCGCAAGACCACCAUCACCGCAGGGUCGGUGAAGACGGCGUGCGGUUCGUCGUUUGUGAAGAUCGGCAACACGUCGGUCAGUGCGGGCGUCAAGGCCGAAUGCGGUCUCGCCCCUCCCACCACGCCCGGCAACGUGAAUGUGGAGCUCACGCCACUCUGCUCGCCCAACUUCAAGCCCGGCAAGCCGUCGGAGCUCUCUCAGUACAUCGCCACCAUCCUCAAUCGCCUGGUCAGAACGACUGAUCUGGUCGACGAGUCGGUGCUGCGAAUUGAAGACAAGGAGGAACAGAGCAAGGAGCGCAAGGCGAUGGUGUGGUACCUGUACGUGGACAUGUACUGCCUCGACUACGACGGCAACGUGUUCGAUGCGUGCCUCAUCGCCCUCCUCUCGGCACUCGCCAACGUUCGGCUGCCAGCAGCGCGCGUGGUGUCCAAGGACGACAACUUCACGGUCGUGACGACGGGCGAGGCCAACAUUGGCCUCCGCCUCCGCCACUUCCCCAUCCCCCUCACCUUUGCCAUUUUCGACGAGAUCUACGUUCUGGCCGAUCCUACGGCUGAGGAAGAGAGCCUGGCAGGCAGCACCUUCACAAUCAUCUACAACGACAAGAAGGAGAUAUGCUCCGUGCUCAAGCCCGGCGGGACGACACUCUCGGACAGCACGCUCAAGGAGUGCAUGGAGCGGGCCAAGGUUCGGGUCGACGAGGUGAUGCCUCUGCUCGCCCACACGAUGGCCUGA